This is a messenger RNA of Raphanus sativus (radish), 1221 nucleotides long. Its product is annotated as eukaryotic peptide chain release factor GTP-binding subunit-like. Gene Ontology annotation, cellular component: translation release factor complex. Gene Ontology annotation, biological process: translation. The record is from RefSeq and is a predicted model, not a curated record. Gene Ontology annotation, molecular function: translation release factor activity; GTPase activity. NCBI's taxonomy places the organism in Eukaryota, Viridiplantae, Streptophyta, Magnoliopsida, Brassicales, Brassicaceae. The coding region runs from base 147 to 812 and encodes 221 amino acids. The transcript has 4 exons.
UUAGGCUAUUAGCUCUGCCUAUAGUUCUCGUCUUCAAAUUGACUUCAAGAACACGUUAUUGGAUUUUUAAGAUCAAACCCUUGAUCUUUGAAUUUUAAUAGCUUCAUCAGAUUCUACGUUUCGAGAACUAAAUUUCUUAGUUUUCAAUGACUAAGAAGACAGGAGAGGGAGCCACGUCAGAAUUAACUGAGCUACGAAACCUAAUCAUUGAGACGCAGACAGCAACGCAAUCAUCCAUCCAACAACUAGGCGAUGUAGUAGGCGCGUUAACAGCCCGCCUCGACGCCUUGACGACACGUUUAAACCGUCAAGCCCAACCCCUCGUUCAUGCUACACCCCCACCACCUCAGCAACAAUUUACUCCACAGCAUCAUCAACCACUGCAACACCCACCACAACAUCACCAUCAACACAAUCCCGCUCCAUUCCAACAACUUCGACAUCAACAACCUGUACCUCCCGUAACCGAGUUCGUUGCCCAACUACAAUUCCUUGAGCUGCUUGACAAUGUGAUUGUUACAGCUGGUUACAAGGCUAUUCUCCACAUUCAUGAGGCCGUCGAGGAAUGUGAGAUAAUUGAACUGAUAAGCCAAAUUGAUAAGAAGACUAGGAAACCCAUGAAAAAAAAGUUAUUUUUUGUGAAGAAUGGUGCUGUUGUUGUCUGCCGUAUACAGGUUACCAAUCCAAUCCGUGUUGAAAAAUUCUCAGAUUUCCCGCAACUUGGAAGAUUCACUCUACGAACUCAUGAUGAAGGAAAAAUAAUUGCUGUUGGAAAAGUGACUGCGCUCUCAGGUGUUUCCUCAAGCGCUUGAUCCCAAUUUUGUGAGAAAAAAGGUGAGUGGCUAGGUUUGAGAGUUACUGCUGCAGAGAGGUGUUAACCUGAGACCGUUUUCUGAAAAAUUUAAAAGCUAGCUAGAAAAGAGUAUUAUUUAUGACGAACAUGAGUGAGAGUUUUUACUUAUUUUUAAAGCUAAAUUAUACAGUUACUACUAUUGUUAUUACAUUACCCCCUUUAGCUACUAUUGUUCCUUGAUGCUUGUCAUGAAAGUACCUUGUUUCUUCCUGUCUUUGCUCCAUUCAACCCGACUGAUAUGCAGCUUUGGGGUUUGGUUUGCAUGGGUCGUAUGACAAGUGCGUGCUUUUAAGCUCUCAGUGUAACGUAAAUCGAAUAAGGAUUGAAACUUACGGUGCACUGAGCUUUAAUAAGGGUUACAUUAGUCA